GGCAACUCGGCGCAUCGGCUGUCAUUCAGAGUCAGUCGCCGCAUAGCACCUCGACUCGCCCGAACUUUGCUCUGCGCUCCUCUCACUCUGCGCGGCACGACUGCGCGGUAGCAUAAUUUUUUAAAUGUAUACCGAUAACCGUGUGACUAAUUUAUUUAUUUUAAAGUAAAUUAAUUAAUUUUAAAAUAGGAUCUCUAUUUUACAUAUUUUUUAUCAGUACGUUUGCCACUUUCCUUCACUUUCUCUGCGUUGACGUUGUUUACGCGUGAGUCAGGUUAACUUUGCUGUCAGUGAUUCGUAUUGUUGUUUUGACAUUUGGUGUUAUCUCACGGUAAUCGUACUGUUUUGACUUAAUAUCGUAAAUUAAUAAUAAAAUCGUAGGCAGCGAAGGAUUGGUGUGUGUAGUGAUUUUAAGUGGGUUUAGAGAUGCGAGGAACAAAGUGAUAUUCUUUAUGUGAUCUGGUUUUGGCGACUGUGGUCUUGAUAACGCCAGUUUAGACUGCAAUGUUUUGUGCUUGUGAUUUUUAAAGGAUUUAUUUUUACUGGGAAUUGAAUAAGUCGACAGAUCAGAUUAUACAUAAUUGGGAUGCGCUGCUUUAAUUAUAAGUAGAAAUGCUGUUGAGGAAUCGGAGUUGCAUUGUGUAAUGACGCAGCUCUGAAGAUGACGUGGGACACGAUGAGCCUGCUGGGGGUGGGGCGGCACUUCGCCGGCGUGGGGCGGCUGCGGCGCGCGCUGUUGCUGCUCGCUGCCGCCGCUUGCACUGCCGCUGCCCUGCUCUAUUGGCGGCAGCAGAGUGAUGAGAACACGCAUAGGCCGCUGCAUUCUACGUACACAGGCGGCGAACCACAAUGGAGUUGGAUCUGCAGAAACGACCGAUGCGAGCGCUUACAGGCAUCAGAGACGACCACGCUACAAUCGCUAGUAACAUGCAACAUGCUCUGCGCGUCAACACAACUGUGGCCACAACCCACCGGGCCAGUCAGCCUGGCGACAGGCGCUGUUCCUGUCCGUGCUGACUCCUUCUCACUUCAUGUAGUUGCAUCCCCAUCGCCUGACGUCACCGAUCAUUUAAGCGACGCGUUCGCGUUAACAAAGGAGGAUAUGAGAAAUCUUGAGCGAAGCGUCAGUAGCUCGCGUCGAGACGAUGUUGGUACACCGCGAACAGUACGCGUAAGAGUCUUCGUCAAUGGCUCCGGGGACCCACGACUUCGAUUAGACACUGACGAAAGCUACAAGCUUUCUUUAGGCUUUGAUAGACAAGAACUUGUGGCUAAUAUCACAGCGCAGUCCUUCUGCGGCGCACGACACGGCUUCGAAACGCUUUCGCAACUAGUCUGGGCAGACCCUUACGCCGGAUCACUACUUAUAUUGACAGCAGCUGUAAUAGAUGAUGCACCAAGGUUUAAAUUUAGAGGAUUUUUGUUAGAUACUGCUCGAAACUUUUUUCCUGUGAGUGAGCUGCUUCGCACAAUCGAUGCUAUGGGCGCAAAUAAGCUGAAUACUUUCCACUGGCACGCUAGUGAUUCGCAAGCGUUUCCACUCCAACUUGAAAGUGCGCCUCAACUGGCAGCGCACGGCGCAUACGGUGCAGGAGCGAUAUAUACCACUGAUGAGAUACGAGCGGUAGUUCGGCGGGCGCGCCUACGCGGUAUAAGAGUUUUAUUAGAAGUUGACACCCCAGCGCAUGUGGGACGAGCCUGGAGUUGGGGUACCAGCGCUGGACUCGGCCAGCUCGCAUAUUGUGUUGAAGCCGAACCGUGGAGCGUGUACUGCGGAGAACCGCCGUGCGGUCAGCUGAACCCUAAAAACCCACACGUUUAUGCCUUACUGGAGAAGAUUUAUGCAGAAAUUAUCACAUUAACUGGGGUGGAUGAUAUCUUCCAUCUUGGUGGAGAUGAGGUGUCAGAACGCUGCUGGUCGCAGCACUUCAACGACUCAGACCCAAUGGAAUUAUGGCUUGAGUUCACCCGACGAGCUUACCGAGCGCUGGAGAAAGCCAACAGAGGCAAAGCACCAGAAUUGACCUUGCUAUGGUCUUCUCGGCUUACACGCUCACCUUAUUUAGAACGGCUAGACUCGAAGCGUAUCGGCGUGCAAGUGUGGGGAGCGUCGCGAUGGCCCGAAUCCCGUGCGGUGUUAGAUGCAGGUUUCCGCUCAGUUAUAUCGCACGUGGACGCAUGGUACUUGGACUGCGGAUUCGGAUCUUGGCGAGACAGUUCGGACGGCCAUUGUGGGCCGUACCGUUCGUGGCAGCAGGUGUACGAGCACCGGCCGUGGAUAGAGGAGGGCGGAGGGGGAGGGGUGUCUAGUGCCGGCGAGCAGGUGCUGCCGUGGCGGAUAGAGGGCGGGGCGGCGUGUCAAUGGACUGAGCAACUGGGACCAGGCGGCUUAGACCCGCGAGUGUGGCCGAGAACGUCGGCGCUAGCUGAGCGACUGUGGUCAGAUCGCGGCGCGGGAGCAGAAGCAGAUGUAUACCUACGUUUAGACACGCAGCGCUCGCGCAUGGUGGCUCGGGGAGUGAACGCGGCGCCGCUGUGGCCUCGCUGGUGUACCCAGAACCCUCACGCGUGCCUCUAGCUAGUGCCGACGUACGACUAUUGCGAUAUCUUAGUCAAUGCCUCGACUAUUCCGUUGUUAUAUCUACCCGACGAUGCCACAAACAGUUCGACUAUAACUUUAACGCCAUCGAUGGCUUAGGAAAUCAUGUAAACUGACUUAUACAGACACGAUCAGGUUAAAUGUUAUGUUUCGUUUUAAUAUACAAUCAAGAUAGAAUUUUGGUUAUGAUGAAAUCUGCAGGUUAGAGUUCAGCGAGGCCGCUUUUUGUACAUAAUAAUCUUAGGAUAAGUAGAUAACCUUAGCAAUAUAGUUACAUAAUCAAAUAGGUAGGUAAAUAAUCGUUGAAAGUUAGAUCUUUGUAUUGGUGUUAAAUAAAAGUUGAUACGUUAAUGUCGCUUAACAAAUGGUACAUAUUUUGCAUUUAACUAAGUUUGCCUCGGCAUGGAAUUUUUAUACAAACCUGAGGCAAACUUAUGUUAAAUGAAAACAUUCUAAUGAAAUACACCGUGGCAAUUUAAUAUCUAUACAGCUAGGUUAGAUGUUGUAAGGGAGCUUCCAGCAAUGCUAGGUUUGCCUAGUAAGUCCAGAACCAACUUGGAAAAUCAAACCUCAGAACUUGAUAUUGCCAAAACGGAGAUUUUUAGAGUAGAGUUACCAUUAAUAAUGAAACCGUGGAGAUAGUAUGGAUAGUAUUCCUUGGAUAUACUACGACGGUUGACCUUGUUGCUUUUAUAAUUGACUAGGCAAACUUUGAGGUGCCGUAACUUCAGAUUUUGCCUACAACAUCAUAUGAGGUUAGUUGGGGAAAUUGCAUCCAUAGGUGCAACAACGUCUACUAGAUACAUCCGUAAAUAAAGGGUUAACCCUUUGACCGCCAAAGACGUCGACAAUCACGCGCAACUACAGUCCAAUUUCAACCUUCGUGCAUAACGACAAGGUUCACAGUGACGCGCCGCACACGAUAAUCGGUGCGUUCAAGCAGGUUAAAGCCUCUUUCACGCGGGUCUUCUAUUUGCACCUUUGGGAGAAAUUGCCCCUGCUGGUCAUAUUUAUAACAAUCUUAUUAAGCUAUUGAAAAUAAGCUUUGAGCCAAGAUGUGUAUUCAAACUGCCAACUCGUACCUACUCAUUAGAUUAUGGCUUUAGAUGGUGUAAGAAUCGUUGUCAAUUUAUACGUCACACGGGUGGAACAGUCGACGUCAAAUGUGUUCACGUUUUCGGACCUUAAACUAUUCAACUCUUAGCAUCACAUACGAGUAAGUCCUAUCACACAAUUAUGAUCGAAAAUGAUACGUUUCUAUCGAUGAUAACUAAUUUUGACGAUUACUGUAGCUUAGACGAUGGGUUCGAAACAGAAGCACCUUUAUGAUCUGUGAUAGAUAGGAACAAAAUGUGUUUCUAAAUCUAAUCUAAAAUCUAAAAAGUAAUCCCUUAGAGUGGCAGGCCGUCGACUCCCGACCGAUUAUGUCAUUUAAAUUUCAAAUUUGAUUAAUUUAAAUAAAAUAAAAAUUCCAAUAACUCAAAAACGACACAUGCCACUUGAAGAGAUAAAUUUAAUGUUCUGUGUACAAAGUAAAUCUGUGUAAGUAUAAUGUCGUCGUAUUUUCUAUGUACAGUAGGUAAGCAUCACAAGUAACGGAUCAGAAUACGCGUCUAAAUUAUUCUCUGAUACCUAAACAAAAAUAUGUAUGCCUCUAUAUGUACCUAGAUAUAACAUAUAACAUUUGGAAAAUAAUUCCAGAGGGGCAGAUGCAUUUGGAGCUUUGUUUCACCGCUACUUUUGAUGCUGACUGUACUAGUAAUACGAAUACGUAAUACUGUACUAGUAAUACGAAUACGUAAUACUGUACUAGUAAUACGGAUACGUAAUACUGUACUAGUAAUACGAAUACGUAAUACUGUACUAGUAAUACGAAUACGUAAUACUGUACUAGUAAUACGGAUACGUAAUACUGUACUAGUAAUACGAAUACGUAAUACUGUACUAGCAAUACGGAUACGUAAUACUGUACUAGUAAUACGAAUACGUAAUACUGUACUAGUAAUACGAAUACGUAAUACUGUACUAGUAAUACGAUUAAGACUUGGGGUCUGAGGCGUAAAAAACAUUUGAUAAAAUAUACACUAUAACAAGAGAGUUAACAUUAGCCAAAACUGCAUAUUUGUGUGUUCUCAUAAUAACAUAAAUUAUCGGUAGGUACCUCUUUCUGUUAAUAAUUUAUACCAUGUACAAAACUAGAGUAGCUAUUUAAAUAAACUGAAGCGUUUAAUGGGUGUUACCUGAAGUAAAUAUUUUGUUAUUAAUAAUUUAAAACCAUAUUCUAAGGUGGAAUUUAGUUACUUAGGGGAUUUUCUAAAAUAUUGAUAUUGUAUUCAUCAAAUGGAUUAAAUAGUUUUUUGGAUGAAAUCUCAUUUCAUUAUCCAAAAUUGGGAAAUCAUAAUUUAUAUUUCUUCUUGGCAUUACUUCGGUUAUUGGUCUUUUAAUACAAUGCUUUAUUUUAUGUUGGACAUAUUUUGUUUAAGAUCACGUAUGGAAAUAUUAUAUUUAAUUAAGAGGUGUUGUGUUUCUCGAAAUAUACGCGGUCAAAGUGGCUAGAUCGAUUUGUAUCAAAUGUAUUGUUGCCAAGUUUUCAUUGUUACGUUAGCAUUCUCUCCGUCGAGAACUCCAUAAGGGAGGUAGAGCUUCUUUAUCUUAAGGAUUUAGGAAAAAACGUACUAAAUCUCCUUAAGCGUUUUACUUUCCUUACUUAAUUCAGUAACUGACGACAGGGACGCAGCUAUACGUUGUAUUACUGUGUCCCUGUCAUCAGUUACUGAAUUGAGUAAGGCGUGUGAAAGCGCUUGAAUGUUGUCUUUUUAUGAAAGACAAAAAAACCUUCCUUAACGAAUUCUUGGUAGCGAAAGUGUCAAAAAUAACCCCUUUAACAAAAUGCGAAAUAUGACAGCAAAAAUCACAAUUUUAGGCUUUACUGUUGGCACCUAUUAAUGAAGAGAAUAAGACUACCGGUUAAAUUAUUCUUUGUAUUUACCUGUGGUUGAUAAGCUUGUUUCUUAAGAAACUAUUGAAUGUUCACAAAAAGUUACUUAGUUAAUACUUUUAUAUUUCUGGAUUAUUUGAGAAUGUCUAGAGCCAGACCAAGUUAAACUCUACACAGACUGUCGUCAUGACAAAGUGUGACAGUGUCAACAUAAACGUCAAAUUUCCAAAAAAAUAUGUCGUUUAUUAUGGCAUUCCACAUUUUACCACGCCUUAUACUCUGUUUGUGUUAUUUAGGUAUUUAAAUAAAAGUAAACAAAAUCUACCAUCAAAUGGCUCCUUAAGCCACGUGAGGGUAGAUGGAAACAUUACAUGAUCAAAUAAUGUAGGUUAAAGUCAGAUCGUUCAGUGACAGAUCCAGGCGGUUUUGUAUUUGGUUGGUGGACAAUAAUUGUUAUGUCUACCCGAAAAGGUACAAAUUGUUUGUUUACUUUUUUAAAUACCUAAGGAUACAGGGUAUAGUUGGUGUCGAGUUAGCUCAGCCUGACUUAAUAAAAAGUUAUUAUAGAAAUAUUCUUUAUAGGUAUCAUUUAUCAUAAUAAUUUGCUGCUAAAAUUAAUAAGCGUAUCUUAGCUUAGCUUAUUUUUUUGUACGUGUACAUAAUGUUUACUAAUUAGGUAUAUUGUUUUGUUAAUACGGUGUAGUGAAUGUAGUUGAGUGAAAUAGAACAUGUUAAUUUACUUGUGGCCCAUCGUUUACUUUAGGUAUGGUAGCUAAUAAAUAACAUGCAUCCCUUUCUAAGUGCAUUGUAUGGGUAAGAGAGACAGGGAGGAUUGUUACCUACAAAACAUGAGAAUGUGUGGUUUUGAAAUUACCAUAGAGUUUUUAUACUUAUAAUAAAGUGUCAAACUUUUACACUACAUGGCAGCCCAUGACAUGCUGCAUUGAACACAAGAACAGGCGUUAAAUAAAUCUUUUUUAUGUGUAUUUUGCGUUCUAAAGCUAUCGUUUUUUCCAAAUAAAACAGAGAUAUAAUUAAAAUAAAUUCGAUUACAGACAUAUCCUGUAAAAUGGAUCCAUUGAUUUGUAUAAAUUGGCUGAGUAUAUAGAAAGCCAUACAGAUUUUGUUUGACUUAAGGACUACAUUUUACAAGUACACUUGGUAAUGAAACAGACGUCAGGUCAAUGCGGCCAAAUUUUGUUUCAAACAAUCGAUAAGGAGCGAUUGCUUUUAGUUCUAGCGGUCAAAAGCCCCUAGUGUUCUGUACGGAAUUUCCCGCUGACAUAUGUAUAUGGCCGCAUUAACUGUGGAAGGUAGAGGACUCUACCCUUCAUAGCAUUGACUUAACUCUUCAUAAUUGACGCCCCGAUCAUUGACAUUUAUAAAUUACGUACUUCUUUUCACAGAGUGAGGUUUUUUUUUACUUUACUACCUAUCCUCUUUGACAUCUAAUGAUUAGUAAGACGAUGAAAAAUAUAAAUAAUAAUUGUAUAUACUCACUAGGAAAUCACGCCUAACAUACAAAUGGCCACGUUUAUACUGUAUAGAUCUAAUGAAUGAGUUACAAUGACAUGAAAUCUUAUCACAAUUAGCUAAGAAUAGGAUUAAGUAGGUAAAUAAAUGUAGACAACCAACCAAUCAAUUCUCAGGGCCUUGACUUGGCAGGAUGGUAUCGGUACAACAUUAGUACAGUCCGCAUCAAUAUUAGCGCAUAAAACAACUCGUUUAACUCAGGUAUUAGUUGGAUAUGCCAUCCGCUAUUAGUUUAACAAAUACAGCUAUAUUUCUACGGUUCGCGGUCAAAAGUAUCGGUCACGUUCUAUUUGAGAGGUAGAUAUUUUUGACGCCGCUAUGCGCUACGGCUGAUGCUUACUGAUCUGGCCUAGUCAAGAUGACAAUCGAAACUAAAUCGACCAUAGACAUCGUGAGGAAACCGGACUAAUCCCAACAAGGCCUAGUUUACCCUCUGGGUUGGAAGGUCAGAUGGCAGUCGCUUUCGUAAAAACUAGUGCCUACGCCAUAUCUUGGGAUUAGAUGUCAAGCGGACCCCAGGCAAAAUGCCGGGACAACGCGAGGAAGAAGAUUGUCAUAUUGGCUAGGUCCCCUAAUUGGUGCACCGCUCUUGGGCCUCACUGCGUAUGGAUACUGUACUGACAAGUCAGAAGGGCCUUAUACUGUUGUGGGAUUAUGAAAAUCAUAUAUAUUAUGUUGUUUUGGCGUUACGCUAGCUGAAGUCGCAUUGCACAAACUUUUGCAUUAAUGUAUAAUUAUUAUUGUUGAAUAUUAUUUUUGUUAAUGUAGCCAGAGACAAGAAAUAAUAAAGAUGCCAUCAUCAUUCCGUAAUUCCGUAUCACAUUGGCGUGGCCAAUAGAUGACGCUACUCAAAAUACUGAAUGAUUAUGUAAGCGGAAAGCAAAGAGCAUAUAAUCACUAGCGGAAAGCUCUCACAUGCCAAUCACCCACGAUUAAACAAAGACAGAAAUUCAGAACAAUAUUAACAUUUGUGGUUACAAUAAUUUCGCUGUAUUACGAGUCAUAUGCGUACCUAACUCAUACGAGCUGAAUUUAUUAGUAAAUCUAUUUCCGUACGGAAAAAUAUAUGGUCAAUUUAGUGAGUGACAUUCAGACUCUGAAAUUCUGAUGAAUUCAGCUCGUAUGUGGCGCGCCUUAGUAUUCCUUAGUAGGGAAUCUUUAUCUGUGGUUGCACUAGCUCAUAUUAAAAGGUAGACAGGACAAGUGUUAUUAUUUCUGUCUCUGGUUUAAUGCUCUAUUAUUUUUCUCAGAUGACUAUUUAUUUUAUUUCCCGUCAAUCAUACAUUUCCCUAUAUUUUAAUUAGCCUUACCGUGCCCGUGUCUAAUUAUGUAGCAAUAAUAUCAUAUGGGCGUACCUAUUUAUUUUUGCGAAUAGGUUCUUUUGUAAAUGAAUAAGAUGAGAUUAUUUUAUUUAUUUUGAAGUAGUUUCGUAAUUUUACAUCUAUUUACCUAAUUUAUGGAUGUGAUCAAUGAACAGGCACAAUUUUGUACAUUUGUAUGUAAUGUUUGGUGCUAAAGUGAUUUUUGUGGUGUACUUCAAUGAAAUAAAAAUUAAAAAUUAA
Molecule: messenger RNA, 8632 nt
Organism: Cydia pomonella (codling moth)
Lineage: Eukaryota; Metazoa; Arthropoda; Insecta; Lepidoptera; Tortricidae
Gene: FDL
Product: probable beta-hexosaminidase fdl
Exons: 5
Coding region: 662-2578 (638 amino acids)
Biological process (GO): carbohydrate metabolic process; glycosaminoglycan metabolic process; ganglioside catabolic process
Cellular component (GO): membrane
Molecular function (GO): beta-N-acetylhexosaminidase activity
Source: RefSeq, a predicted model, not a curated record